UUUGGGUACUAUACUUUCGUCCGUCCGUUUCCCCAGGCAGGGCUAGGCUAGCCUCGAUUCGGUAACCAGCUCGACGGCACCGCAGACUAGUCCGGAUUCGGCAGCGGCGAAGAUUACAAAGCAGUGGCAGUGGGCGUCGCAAUCUGUGGUAGGAUACUCUGCAGAAUCAAAGCCUUCGAACCAUCUUGUUGCGUUAGCAAAUGCUACUAUGCGCGACGUAACAUGGUCUACCGUGGCAAGCCCAGCAAAGCGUGCUCGGAAUGUCGAGUCAAACGAAGAAAGUGCGACUUUUCACGACCAGCAUGUCGCCAAUGUCUCAGGGCCGGUGCUAGAUGCGACGGAUACCGGGAUGUUGAGAGCUAUGUGACAUUCCGAGAUCAGACUGUCGAGACGGUGGGCAAAAUCUUCUCCCCGGCUCCCGGGAACAGCACGCUCCGUGCUUCACUCCCUGACAAUGAGCGGAUCUCUGCAUUAUCCCAUGGAGUCCGCAAGGCCGACCAUGACCCUUGGCCCACAGUCACGGUUCCACCGGAAGAUCAGGCGCUGCAUUUCUUCUUCCACCAUUACGUGGUGCACGAGCCUGGGCGACCUCCAAGCCACCCGGACUGUCUCGGCAUCAUCUACAAGCGAGCAACCGGGCCGGGAUACCUGGCUAAUCUCAUUGUCGCCGUGGGGCUGGCCAGUCUGGCGCAUGUGCGGAAUGCACCCAUGCUGGGUCAUGCCGCGAGCCGGGCGGUUUCUCGCGCUCUUCGUGAUAUGCGUGCGGCGCUAGCGGACCCCAGCAGCGCAGCAUCCGACCAGAUGCUGGUUGCCGUAAUACUUUUGGCCUUGUUCGAGACUGUCACUCCGGAUGGUGAUAGCAAUGUGGGCUCAUGGGACCGGCAUGUCAACGGUGCCGUAGCAUUGAUACACCUCCGAGGCGUCGGCCAGCUACGCAACAGGAUCGGUCGAGGCAUCUUUCUCCACGCGCGUACUGAGAUCCUCAUAAAUUGCCUCCAGCGCGGGCUACGGGUACCAGCCAUGUUGCUCAAGAUGAUGCAGGAAGCCAGACACUAUGCGACAGAGCACGAAGCCCCCGCCUCCCAACUCGCAGAGCUCGUUGCCGAUGCGUGCGCCGUUUUGGCCUCCUGCAAGGAAGGUAGCAUGGACGCGCUGAAUUUAUUUCGUUGUGUCUCCGCAAUCCUGGCAGUUGAUACAGACCUGGAGCGUUGGCCCGAAACCCUCCCGGCAGAGUACGAGUAUACGACCUGCACCCGCCAAAGCGACGUGCAGGACGCAGGGGUGUGUCGGCUGGGCCGGUAUGAUGCGUACACCAGCGUCGACGUCGCCCACACAUGGAAUCUGCAGCGCUGCGCGCGCAUCCUCCUCCACCAGGCAGUUGUCGAGGUGUUGCAACAGUUACUUCACCAGCAGCCGUCUUCCUUGUCAGCAUUGCAGCCCUUACCCAAGCCAUGCGGACACCUCCUCGAUAUUUCUAGCACGCUAAUCGAGGAGCUCUCCAAGGAUAUAUGCUAUAGCGUUCAAUAUUUCCUUGCCCGCGAAAAGGCAGGCAAACCGCGGGAUCUACGCGCUGCUUCCAUUAUGCCUCUGCUGUGGCCGCUCUAUCUUGCAGGGACAUCCCACAGUUGCAGUGAUGCUUUGCACGAUUGGGUCAUACAGAAGAUGAAAGCCAUCGAAGAAAUCUCUGGGAUCCAACGAGCGAAGCUUAUGGCUGCGGAAAUCAGACGCCGGUCUCCGUCGUCCGUCUUAAGUGAUUAUCAGUCUAUAAGCAAUGCAGUUUGUAGUAUAGACUAUUCAUGA
Molecule: messenger RNA, 1800 nt
Organism: Aspergillus japonicus CBS 114.51
Lineage: Eukaryota; Fungi; Ascomycota; Eurotiomycetes; Eurotiales; Aspergillaceae
Product: Zn(II)2Cys6 transcription factor
Exons: 4
Coding region: 223-1800 (525 amino acids)
Biological process (GO): regulation of DNA-templated transcription
Molecular function (GO): DNA-binding transcription factor activity, RNA polymerase II-specific; zinc ion binding
Source: RefSeq, a predicted model, not a curated record